Prionailurus viverrinus (fishing cat) is the source of this 2070-nucleotide messenger RNA. It is a transcript of the gene HAPLN2, whose product is annotated as hyaluronan and proteoglycan link protein 2. The record is from RefSeq and is a predicted model, not a curated record. Bases 801 to 1823 code for a protein of 340 amino acids. Gene Ontology annotation, molecular function: hyaluronic acid binding. Lineage: Eukaryota; Metazoa; Chordata; Mammalia; Carnivora; Felidae. The transcript is spliced from 8 exons. Gene Ontology annotation, biological process: cell adhesion.
UUUCCGAAGUCCUUCUCGGAUACUCCCGUUACCCUCCCGGGCGCAGAAAGCCCUCCUGCCUUCGCUCCCAGUGCUAUUCCCACCACGCGUUCUGCCCUCCACGGGGCCCCGCCACCCCUGGCCUCACACCACAUCUCUCCCGAGGCUUGAAGCCUGGCCUGGAGGGGACCCCCCCCCCCACUUCAACCUUCUCACCACCGCUCUCCCCGCCCCCACUCCCCUCUCCCUGGGGAUGUCCAGUCCUGUUCUGAGCCUGCCCCUACCCCGGCCCUUUUUCCGGUGCUGUGUGCCAGCCGGUCCCGCAUCCCACAUCCCCAGCUGUUGACAUUUCGUUGCCCUUGCCCACAGGAUAAAGAAAGGGCCCCUGUUAUUCAACAAUAGGGGGAAAGACAGAGACAAUGGGAACUUGUGCUUCCGAUGGGGUGGGGACGGAGCGGGAAAGAACAGACAGACGGACAGACAGGGGGCUGGACAGAAGGGGUCAGGUUUCUUGAAGCAGCUGGAGGUCCUGGAAGUCUGGGUCCCACCCUGAGAGCCUCCUCCCACAGGCAAUGCGCACCCGGGCUCCGGAGGACAGAGCGGCCAGCAUCUUCAUACCCAUCAGGCAGUCUGCUCCUUCUCUGGCCCUCGAGCAUCAGGAAGAAACGAGGCACCACCUCCUCCACGUUCUUCCAGGGGCCCAGGCAGCGCCUUCACCGGAACCUCUUCCGGGAGCAGGACAAGACGCCGCCAGUCCCUGUCGCUCCCGUCCCUGUGAAGAGAGCGACUUCUAACAGACGGCGCUGGGCUGACUCUCCAUCAUGCCAGGCCUGCUUAGUCUCCCAACAUUCUGCCACUUCCUUCUCCCCUGGGCCCUCGCCAUCUUCCACAAAGCGCUGGGGGACCUAGCACCCCACCCCGGCCCCCACUACCUCCUGCCCCCCAUCCACGAGGUCAUUCACUCUCGUCGUGGGGCCACGGCCACGCUGCCUUGCGUCCUGGGCGCCCCGCCUCCCAGCUACAAGGUCCGCUGGAGCAAAGUGGAGCCCGGGGAGCUCCGGGAAACGCUGAUCCUCAUCACCAACGGCCUGCACGCCCGGGGCUACGGGCCCCUGGGGGGGCGCGCCAGGAUGCGGAGGGGGCAUCGGCUGGACGCCUCCCUGGUCAUCGCGGACGUGCGCCUGGAGGACGAGGGCAGGUACCGCUGUGAACUCAUCAACGGCAUCGAGGACGAGAGCGUGGCGCUGACCCUGCGCCUGGAGGGUGUGGUGUUCCCGUACCAGCCCAGCCGGGGCCGGUACCAGUUCAAUUACUACGAGGCGAAACAGGCGUGCGAGGAACAGGACGGGCGUCUGGCCACCUACGCCCAGCUGUACCAGGCGUGGACCGAGGGCCUGGACUGGUGCAACGCGGGCUGGCUGCUCGAGGGCUCCGUGCGCUACCCCGUGCUCACCGCGCGCGCCCCGUGCGGUGGCCCGGGGCGGCCCGGGAUCCGCAGCUACGGGCCCCGCGACCGGAAGCGCGACCGCUACGACGCCUUCUGCUUCACUUCGGUGACUGCAGGCCACGUGUUCUUCGUGCCCGGGCGGCUGACGCUGUCCGAAGCGCACGCGGCGUGCCGGCGGCGCGGGGCCACGGUGGCCAAGGUCGGGCACCUCUACGCCGCCUGGAAGUUCUCGGGGCUGGACCAGUGCGACGGCGGCUGGCUGGCGGACGGCAGCGUGCGCUUCCCCAUCACUUCGCCGCGGCCGCGCUGCGGGGGCCUCCCCGACCCCGGCGUGCGCAGCUUCGGCUUCCCGCGGGCGCAGCAGGCGGCCUUCGGGACGUACUGCUACUCGGAGUAGGGCCGCCGCGGCCCCCGUCCCGCAGCCUGCCACGGUCGGGGUCCCGGGGUCCCAGGGUCCCGGCCGGGCGGGGGAGGGGAGGUGGCGGCGCCCUGCGAGAGGGGGGACACCCCCCCCCCCCGGAUGCUCGCACCCGGACCGGCGGCCGUUCGCGCGCUCCCGCGGUCGCUGCUGGGGGAAGGCGAGCGCCCGGGGCAUUAACCCACUUCUGUCCACAGCAGUUAAGUAACUUGAGGACUUUGUGUGU